UGUGGGCACGGAGGCCUGAGGAGGGAGAGAAGCGAAGACCCAGCCACUCCACCUACCCACAGCCCAGUCCCGCAGGCAGCAGAGCCAGCAGGAGCCACCUCCCCCGGGGCCCACACCUGCCUGUCCCUCCUGGGUCCUCAGUGCCUGCCGGGAAGGAAAGCCAGAGAGAAAAAGGAGACAAUGGAGCCAGACAGGACUCAGAUAAAGCUUGAUCCCAGGUACACGGCAGAUCUUCUGGAGCUACUGAAAACCAAUUACAGCAUUCCCUCUGCCUGCUUCUCUCACCCUCCCACAGCAGCCCAACUUCUGAGAGCAUUGGGCCCUGCGGAAAUUUCUCUCACGGUCAUCAUGACCUUGCUCGCCCUGGGCUCAGUCGCCAUCUUCCUGGAGGAUGCUGUCUACCUAUACAAGAACACUUACUGCCCCAUCAAGAGGAGGACUCUGAUCUGGAGCAGCUCUGCGCCCACGGUAGUGUCUGUGUUCUGCUGCUUUGGUCUCUGGAUCCCUCGUGCCCUCAUGCUCGUGGAAAUGGCCAUAACCUCGUUUUAUGCGAUGUGCUUUUACCUGCUGAUGCAGGUCAUGGUGGAAGGCUUUGGUGGGAAGGAGGCAGUAGUAAGGACACUGAAGGACACCCCAGUGAUGAUCCACACAGGCCCCUGCUGCUGCUGCUGCCCCUGCUGCCCACAACUCAUGCUCACCAGGAAAAAGCUUCAGCUGCUGAUGUUGGGCCCCUUCCAGUAUGUCUUCUUCAAGAUAACACUGAGCCUGGUGGGCCUGUUUCUCCUCCCUGAUGGCAUCUAUGACCCAGCAGAUCUUUCGGAGAAGAGCACGGCUCUAUGGAUCAACACUUUCCUUGGCGUGUCCACCCUGUCAGCUCUGUGGACCCUGGCCAUUCUUUUUCGUCAAGCCAAGCUGCACCUGGGCGAGCAGAACAUAGGAGCCAAAUUUGUUCUGUUCCAGGUUCUCCUUAUUCUGACUGCCCUGCAGCCAUCCAUCUUCUCAGUCUUGGCCAACGGUGGGCAGAUUGCUUGUUCGCCUCCCUUUUCUUCUAAAAUCAGGUCUCAAGUGAUGAACUGCCACCUCCUCAUCCUGGAGACUUUUCUGAUAACUGUGCUGACACGAAUAUACUACCGAAGGAAAGACGACAAGGUUGGAUAUGAACCUUUCUCUUCUCCAAACCUGGAUUUGAACCUCAAAGCUGGAGGUGGAUUGCUUGGACAAUGAAAGAGACACUGCACUCAUUAGAUGGGCACAAGCUUUCUUUACUGUUCCUCAACCUUGACCAAAUGGGGAUGGAUUCCAUUGUCAGAGCAAGUUGGCUAAUGAUAUACACUUGACUGUAGAGACGAAUGUGAACUAUGCAAUAGGAUGAAAUUGUUUUGGAUUUUGCCUGAGGAAGGUAUUUUAAGUUUUAUAAUAAACAAACAGGAUGGAGUUUGAUGUUCUACAACUGGGCACAU
This is a messenger RNA of Eubalaena glacialis (North Atlantic right whale), 1460 nucleotides long. It is a transcript of the gene SLC51A, whose product is annotated as solute carrier family 51 member A. Gene Ontology annotation, biological process: bile acid and bile salt transport. Gene Ontology annotation, cellular component: plasma membrane; endoplasmic reticulum membrane. The record is from RefSeq and is a predicted model, not a curated record. The transcript is spliced from 9 exons. The coding region runs from base 181 to 1224 and encodes 347 amino acids. NCBI's taxonomy places the organism in Eukaryota, Metazoa, Chordata, Mammalia, Artiodactyla, Balaenidae. Gene Ontology annotation, molecular function: transporter activity.